This is a messenger RNA of Acanthaster planci (crown-of-thorns starfish), 6168 nucleotides long. RefSeq lists its product as uncharacterized. Gene Ontology annotation, cellular component: plasma membrane. The record is from RefSeq and is a predicted model, not a curated record. Lineage: Eukaryota; Metazoa; Echinodermata; Asteroidea; Valvatida; Acanthasteridae.
CCUACCGUCCUUCAGUCACAGAACGAAGUCUGGGCCGUACACGGCAACACUGUUUUUUUCUUAGUUCGUUCAGGUUGACAAUUAUCCCCGUGCGAUUUACUAUACCCGACUGAUACGAUCUGGCCAAGGCACGUCACAGCGCACACACAAGGAAAAUCACCUGCUAUGAUUCCUCAACACAAAUCACGUCUGAUGAUCUCUCGAUUUCAGCGUAUGCACAUUUGGUUAUGGGCUUUGACAUUUCAGCUGGCAAUAGUUCCUACUUGGCAGACAAUGAACGUUCCCGGGUUUAUAGGAUGUUACACGGAUUGCAACAGGUUUGUCGCGUGUACUUUUCGUGCGCUCUCUAUUGGAGAGAUAAAAAGUGAGGACCAAUCAAGUGAGAGGUGCUUCAAACACUGUCUGAAAGUAACAUCGGAUAGCUACAGGUACGCCGGACUGGAAAAUGGAGAUGAAUGUUUCUGUGGAAAUAGCAUCAAUGAUCAAGCUAAGAAAACGCAAGACUCCGAGUGCACGACUACGUGCAAGGGAGACGGCAACCAGAUCUGUGGGGACUCACACCGCAUCUCAUUGUAUGAAAUAUCCCAAGGCGUGUGCAGUAAUGACAUUGGACCACCGACCAACGGAGACCACACCAUCAACAACCCACGUUCACUGGAUUACAAUCUCAACAACUUCAAGUUCUUCAGGACUCGUGUGGAUUUCUCCUGUGACGUUGGAUAUACUCUUCAUGGAGCCUCGUUCAUUGAAUGCAUAGACACGGGCUUCAACAACGUCACAUGGAGUGACUCGGUACCAACCUGUAUGAUCAAUUCGUCGUCAGCAGAUCCACCGUCAAGCACAGAAGCUGAAAGGAAUCAUAAGACAACUUCCGAAGGCCAGGUCAACGAAAUCGGCGGACGUAAAAGGCAGUUACAAACAGGUACGAUAGUCGGCAUUGCAGUUGGGGUAACAGCACUGAUUAUUCUUUUGGCAGUUGUCGUGGGUGUAUGUCAAUGGAAGAAAAGAGCUAAGAGAGAAACCAGAAGUGUAGAUAAUGUUGCCAUGGCAACAGUGGAAUCCACUUUUACGAAUGUGUCCUAUGAACAACCGGAAGUAGGGCAGCCCAGCACAGCCCUUGCCAUGUCAACCCCGCCCAUGUACAGCCAAGUCGCAAAGAAGCCGCCAGCUGGCGGUGAGGUGUACGCGACAGCUGAUGACGUUACUACCCCAGGGAGCAUGCCAUGCUAUCAAGUUGCCGUUCUCUCUCAUGAUGAUGAGGAGACAGGAUGGGUUGAGAAUACAGUAUAUGGGUGUGAAUCAUUUCCAAUUGAGCUUCCAAACAAUCCGCUAACAAUGGAAAAAAAACCUAACUAGAUCAAAACCUGCACUGUGUUCGAUAGUACCGGUAUAUCAUUCAAGACAUCCUUUUCUAUCUUCACCAUUAACAUCAAGUUCCUGCAACCCAAUGAGUUGGAAUAUAUACAUUUCCUUGACUAGAUUAUUUCUGGCAAGAACUUAUGGCCUGAAAUUUGAUGUGUGAAAAAGUGGCAUUGGCGUUACACGUCAAGACGGCAUAGAUAAAUAAUAAUUCGCUUUAAUUUGCAAAGGUACGGGCAUCUGCCGCCACUUUUUGCGCAAUGACAUAACGCGCUGAAGUAAUUUAGCCUAACAAUUUCACUCGUGAUAUUUCCCAUACGUAUAGUUUAUACAUUGUAUGGACAACGUAAAUAACGGUGGUGUGUAUACAGUUCUGAAGUGUUAACAAAACUCUUUCUCAAUAACGAUCGUAUACAGGAGAUCCGCUUUCAAUAAUGUGAACAGCAUCAAUCUAUGGGGAAAAAAGAAAUGAUGUGCUGUAUUGUAUGCUAAUUGUACCUUAUUCAAUCACUGUCGGCUCCCAACAGGUUUCUAAAACACAACGCUGACAGUGCAAAAAGCUAGCGGAUGAAAUGAAAGCUUGUUCAUUUACUUCCUCAAAUUAAAGGGAACACUUUGUCAAUUCAAUACCGUCUGCAACAAACGUUCAUUUCCUUACGACUGCAGUGUGGAAUGGCAUGUUAAAUGUAAAAUACUGAACAUGUAAUCAAGACGUUAUACGCAUUUACAGUCGUAAUUGAAUUAUAAUUAUUACGUAACAUCAAUCUGGGCUUGUUAAAGUAAAUACCUGGAAUGAACUGCACUUAAAGUGUUACAACAGGGAAGUAUAACGUUCUAAUAGAGAAGUACGACUUGCUAAUGCAAUUUCAAUUCUAAUACAUGUCUUAAUAAACACACCAACGAAAUCUGAGGUCUGCCAUUCAGUUUCAUUUUCUGUUUCUCAAUAUUAGCCCCCGCCGUGAAUAAAAUCAUGCUGACAUUGGGAAGUUGGGGACUGUGAGGGUAUACAGUUGAUUUUGUUUCUGGUUAUUGGCGACUGCUUUUUACGAUGUCCUGUUGUAAAAUCUUGAUAAACACGACUAGAGUAUUAUCCUCGUUCCCUUUUCAUUCUCAUAUUUUGAUUGAUUUAUAACACCAAUGAAUUGAAUUUUUUAUCGGUUUAUAGUAACCAUUUUUGAUAGGUAACCCCCCCCAUCCAGGCACUUGAACUUCGGUACCCACUUUUGCGCAAGUGCAAAAGCACGCAAGCACUAAAGGAAACCGAAUCAAAUUCGACAGAGAGUGAAGCCAAAACGUCCGUUUCAUGCAGUAUCACGCAUGAGACGAACAGUCAAACGAAGCACUACGGGGAAGCACAUGAAUUAUUUCCGACAGUCAUUCUCAAGGAAUAGUAACCAUGUCUCCUUUGAAGUCUAGCCCGAGUGGUGGAUGGCCAUGCGGCCGCGUGCUUGAGUUUACUUUGAUUACAACAAUUUGUCGACUUGUAUUAGUCCUCUCGCAGCCGCAGAACGCUCCUGGGUAUUUGGGGUGCUUCGGGGACUGUGUGGGUGUUUUCUGUUCUCGUGCAUUGCCGAUAGGACCAAAAGACAGCGACCUUCAAUCCAGUGAAUGGUGCUUCAGACACUGUCUGGAUGUCGAACCCGUCAUCUACAAGUACGCUGGACUGGAAUAUGAGUAUGAAUGUUUCUGUGGAAAUAACGAAGACUACGACAAAUUCGGGAAGAAACCGGAGUCUGAUUGUCAAGACAGGUGUAAGGGAAACACUGACCAGAUCUGUGGAGACUCGGACCGGAUAUCUAUAUACAGAAUAUCGCAGAGCGUGUGUAAUAAUGACAUUGGGCCACCGACCAACGGAGACCACACCAUCACCAAUCCACGUUCACUGUCGUACAAUCUCAACGACUUCAAGUUGUUCGGGACUCGUGUGGAUUUCUCCUGUGACGUUGGAUAUACUCUUCAUGGAGCCUCGUCCAUUGAAUGCAUAGACACGGGCUACAACAACGUCACGUGGAGUGAUUUCGCACCGACCUGUCAGGCCCCAACGACGACAAAGCCAAUGACAACACUACCAACCACUUCAGUGUACUUGACAUCCAACAGAACUACCCCAUCGAACACCGAGACCAAUCUGCCGAGUUACACCACGGACGAGGGAGCAAGAGACGACAACCAGACAACAGGGCAGCUCAUAACAGGUACAGCUGUGAGCAAGUCACCAUCACAUGCUUCUUCUUCGACUUGGUCUGGCACAAGGGCUCCUUCGCACGGGACUAACAAUCCAAUGGCAGCACAAUUACAAACAGGUACAGUAGUUGGAGUAGUGAUCGGAGCUUUGCUAGCCCUAGCUACUCUCGUGGCAUCAGCGGUUUUUGUGUGGAGAAACAGAUUCAGAAAGACACGAGAAAUGAACACUUCAGAUAUUGCCAUGGAUACAGCCGUUUCCACAUACGCAAACCACACGUACACAAACCAUCUGGCCGCAGAUACUUACACCAGCGAGCCCAAUCAAGGUGAUGCUCCGCCCGUGUACAGCGAAGUUGUUAAGGAAAGAUAUGCCGAGGAGGACGCCAUAUUUUCGGACUCAUCGGACCGAGAUACCGGGUGGGUUGACAACGUAGUUUACGUGUGUGAAUCAUAUCCAGAAGAAAUCGAUAAACGCAGUGACAAUGACGGACAAACAGACCACCCACCGGCAUUAACAAUGAAAGGAAAGCCAGGAUGGGUAGAAAAUAUCAUCUAUGAAUAAAAUAUAACGACUCACAAGCACUACAAAGAUUACGUGUAGCCCAUGUCUUUAAAAGCAAGCCAGGGGAAAGUCCGUUUCUCUACCAAAGUGUGAUGACCAAAGUUCUUGCUUUUGUGUGGGUGACGUCCAAUCUUGUGUUGGCGAUAACCUUUAAUAUUAUACACUCCAAAUCUUAUUUGUUCACAUAUUUUUAUGUGUACUUUUUGCUGGAAAAUUACAUGUAUCAUGCACUGCAUACAGACGUGACGUGAACAGCACUCACUGGUCUCCCGGCAGCAAAAUAACCAGUCAAGAAUGAUUUCUAUGUUAAAUCUUCUGUUGUUUAAGCAACCAGGGCCACGUCUAUGUGACAUGUAAAGAUUCAAGUAAACAUCUAGUCUGCAAACACAUCAUAUAGGCCUAAUUAUUGUUGUUAAGAAUAACAACUAUUGCUUCAACAGCUGGUAGUGUUUCCGUUCUGAAAGAGCAACAACUGAGCAAAACAGGAACUUUCUUUUCCAUUACAAAAAAAAAAAUUGCUCUGACUUACACGCGGAAAUUCCCUAAAAACCGUGACCACGUCAAAAGGUAGCUCCAUGUACACACUUUACUUCUGUGAAUUUUGUCAGAAUUCCAGAUCAUUAAUCUUUUGCUGUUGCAUUGACAGGUCUGGUACGUAUCUGAGAUAAAAAUCAACUACAGCGUCUGUGGGGAUAUGUACUCUCUUUAACAUUUAAACAAGGAUAUUUUUGUCAUGCUGCUUAAAGUAAACACUUAAGCCGUGCAAACCAAGCAGUUCUGUUGUAUAUCAAUAUCAAUAUUUGCUCUUCGAAUCUUUGCUGCUUGGCUUGUAUAUGUAUAUACACUCAAGCUUAAGAAGCUUAGACAUGAAUGUUGUUUGAAAUACAUGUAUGAUUCUGUAGAGAUGAUGGUAUCGAUUACAGUUUUGAUUUUUCGUUUAAAUCACAAUAUUGUUGGAUUUGGUAUAUGAGGUGUUCAAUAUGUGACGACUGAUUUUAUCAAACGUUUCAGCCUGCAGGCAGGCAUUGUACUGGCACUACAGCGUCUUAGGUGUGUUUGAGACCAUGAUCAAAGGUGGGGAACUUCACCGUGAAUGCGCGUAAAAAGUUGUUGUCACAUGGGCGCCAUUCAGGUGAUAACACCUUUAUGGCCGAAUUACCCAUCUUGCGCCGCUAUGCGGCGCUAUAUAAUCUUUGAUCAUGAUGCUGUCCUAUAUUGUUAGUGCUGCUAACAUUACUGUAUACGUGUAUAUAGGGAGCCUUUGUGUGACGUCAGACAGUUCGCCGUAAUGUUGACAGGGUCGCUUAUGCAGGGAGUACACGGGAGAGCGGGUUAUAGCGUUAGGUUUAAGUGCGUUUGGUUUCCAGUCCAUACUCGCUCUCGCAGGCUUUCUCCGGGUACUCCAGUCUCCUUCUGCCUCUAAAACUGGACCGUUUUCCUAACUCCGUUAUACUCCGUUUAAUGAAUAAAGGCUUUGAAGCGUAUAUAGAUGUUGACACAAAUAACCUAAGUAGCUGAAAGCGCCAUUAAAACAUUAAAACAAACCAACAAACCAACAAACCAACAAACCAACAGGAGGGAGCUAGUACAGGGUACUCACGUGGCUCUCUUCAAGGAUCACAACUAUACAUUCUUUUCCUCGUUUACAUAUACAUGUACAAUAGACAUGUUGAACGCAAAUCAUUCUAAAACCCAGGAUCCAAAUGUAAAAAAAAAAUAUCACAGAUGCAGUUUAAAUAUUAAAAGGAAAUUGGCGAGUAGAAAAGCAGUCGUCAGUAAACCGGACAAGAGUGGGACGAAUCGGAACACGACAUUUUUGCCCAGAAGUUGAAGUGUCACCUGUACACCCACGUAGUUCGACAUGCCCAUCCAUGGUCUCACUGUUAUAAACAGUCCCAACAGUCCUCAAUUCUCCGCUUUUAAGAUAGGAUUUUCCACACACCCUCGGGUGUUAUAGUCCUGUUAUCAUCAGCAAAGCAGUUCCUUCACAUGCCUUCCAACCGACUAACCCAGUUUUAUGUGUAGUCCUACCUGAGCUAGAGCAAAAUGCAGUGUACUUACCG